GCGACGCGGCCGCCGCAACGGCUAUCCCGCUCCCUGCACCCCCGCACCAUCACCCGCGGGACUUCGCCCUGCAGUGCACCUUUCGAGCUACAUCACAACACACAAACAGAAUCGUUAGCGCGAUCGGUCUAACAAAAUGAGUGCCUCGUCGAUGUUCGUGAUUGUUUGAUCGAGUUGUAGAGGACGUCGCCACAUCUCGGAUCGGGCGAGGGUUUCGCUCUCAAGUUGACCGCCGAUGAGCCGCUUAGGGCGUAGAUGGUGCAGGCGCGCGCGCAGGUGAGCCAUGUGAGGGGUGCGAGCGAGCGAGUGCGCGGCGGCGGAGCGAGGCCGCGCGCGGCAUGCCGGGCGGCCGCCGGGGGCUCGUCGCCCCGCAGAACACCUUCCUCGAGAACAUCAUCCGCCGCUCUUCCUCACAGCCAGACAGCAGUUUCUUGCUGGCGAACGCGCAGAUUGUUGACUACCCGAUAGUGUACUGCAACGAGACGUUCUGCAAGAUGAGCGGGUACAACCGCGCCGAGGUGAUGCAGAAGUCGUGCCGCUGCACGUGGAUGUACGGCGAGCUAACCGAGAAGGAAGCGGUGGAGCGCGUGGACCGCGCGCUCGACCACCACCUCGCCGACCAGUUCGAGAUACUACUCUACAAGAAGAACCGCACGCCGCUAUGGCUGCUGGUGCACGUGGCGCCGAUCCGCAACGAGCGCGAGCUGGUGGUGCUGUUCCUGCUCACGUUCCGCGACAUCACGGCGCUUAAACAGCCUAUUGACGCCGACGACCCCAAGGGAGGUCUGUCCAAGUUCGCGAAGCUGGCGCGCAGCGUGACGCGGUCCCGCUCCGUGCUGGUGUCGGCGCUGCCGGCGCUCAAGGAGCCGCAGCGGCAGAGCCACCUGGCGCAUGUGAUGUCGCUGUCGGGCGACGUGCUGCCGCAGUACCGACAGGAGGCGCCCAAAACUCCGCCCCACAUCCUGCUGCACUACUGCGCCUUCAAAGCCAUCUGGGACUGGAUCAUCCUGUGCCUUACCUUCUACACCGCCAUCAUGGUUCCUUACAACGUCGCCUUCAAGAACAAGACCAGCGAGGACGUGUCACUACUCGUCAUCGAUUCCAUCGUCGAUGUAGUAUUCUUUAUCGACAUAGUGCUUAAUUUCCACACGACGUUCGUGGGUCCCGGCGGCGAGGUGGUGAGCGACCCUAAAGUGAUUCGCAAGAACUACUUCAAGUCGUGGUUCCUGAUUGACUUGCUAUCGUGCCUGCCUUACGACGUGUUCAACGCGUUCGACCACGACGAGGACGGCAUCGGCAGUCUGUUCAGCGCGCUGAAGGUGGUGCGCCUGCUGCGGCUGGGCCGCGUGGUGCGCAAGCUGGACCGGUACCUGGAGUACGGCGCUGCGAUGCUUAUCUUGCUGCUUUGUUUCUACAUGCUGGUGGCUCACUGGCUGGCCUGCGUUUGGUACAGCAUCGGCCGCUCGGACGCCGACUCAGGCCUACAAUACUCAUGGCUAUGGAAACUGGCCAACGUGACACAGACGCCCUACUCAUACGUCUGGUCCAACGAGUCCGAUGGGCCCGAGCUCGUGAACGGGCCCUCGCGCAAGACCAUGUACGUGACGGCGCUCUACUUCACCAUGACCUGCAUGACCUCCGUGGGCUUCGGCAACGUCGCCGCCGAGACCGAUAACGAGAAGAUCUUCACCAUCUGCAUGAUGAUCGUGGCAGCUCUUCUGUAUGCGACGAUUUUCGGCCACGUGACCACCAUCAUCCAGCAAAUGACGUCAGCGACCGCCAAGUACCACGACAUGCUGAACAACGUGCGCGAGUUCAUGAAGCUCCACGAGGUGCCCAAGGCGCUGAGCGAGCGAGUGAUGGACUACGUGGUGUCCACGUGGGCGAUGACCAAGGGCCUCGACACCGACAAGGUGCUGAACUACUGCCCCAAGGACAUGAAGGCGGACAUCUGCGUGCAUCUGAACCGCAAGGUGUUCAACGAGCACCCGGCGUUCCGGCUCGCGUCCGACGGCUGUCUGCGAGCGCUCGCCAUGCACUUCCAGAUGUCGCACUCGGCGCCCGGCGACCUGCUCUACCACACCGGCGAGUCCAUCGACUCGCUCUGCUUCAUCGUCACCGGCAGCCUCGAGGUCAUACAGGACGACGAGGUCGUCGCCAUACUUGGCAAGGGCGACGUGUUCGGUGAUUCGUUUUGGAAGGACAGCGCUGUGGGUCAGUCGGCCGCCAAUGUGCGUGCGCUCACCUACUGCGACUUGCACACCAUCAAGCGAGACCGGCUACUCGAGGUGCUAGACUUCUACCAAGCGUUCGCGAACAGUUUCGCGCGCAACCUCACGCUCACGUACAACCUUCGCCAUCGGCUAAUCUUUCGCAAGGUGGCGGACGUGCGCCGCGAGCGCGAGCUCAUGGAGCGGCGCAAGCGCGAGCCGCAGCUGGAGCAGGCGCAGGACCAUCUCGUGCGCAAGAUCUUCUCCCGCUUCCGCCGCGAGCGGAGCGUGGCCGCCGCGCCGGCGCCCGCCCCCGCCCGUGCCUCUCCCGCACCGCCCGCCACCGCCCUCGCCACCGCCGCCGCCGCGCCGCCCGCCAGCGACGCUGAACGAGGCGACGCACCGCAGCCGCCGCCGGCCGUCGCCGCGCCGGCGCGCGGCAAGUGGGGCCGCCUGUUGGCAGGCGGAUCUCUGGAUGCGGCGCAGGCCGACACUCCCCGCGGCGCCUUUUCGCGCAGUCUGAGUGCACGCGAUCGGCCGCCUCCGUCGGGCACGGACGCGACUGCGCAAGCGUCGGCCGCAGGGGCGGUCACGUCAGCGCUAUCGCUAAAGGCGUCGUUCGCGAAGGCGCGUUCGGCGAGCGCGCUGGGCGUGGGCACGGGCUCGGCGCGACAGGACACGAUCGAGGAGGAGCUGGAGGAGCGGCGCCCCCCCGCGCUGCCCGCGCCGCCCCCCGUGACCCCCGCGCCGACCCCCGCACCUGUCUCUACGCACGACGCCGCACUCGCAGAGCUUCGCCGUGACGUGCGCAAUGAAGUACAAAGACUCCAACAGAAAUUGGGGCGGGUGGAGGAGUUGCUGACGAUGCUGGCGGCGCGGCUCGGCGCCGAGCCCGGCGACAGCCCCGGCGGCGCGGCGGGCGCGGCGAGCGCGGCGGGCGCCGACGAGCCCCGCGCGCCCGCCGCCCCGCCCGCCGACCUCGCCGCGCUCACCCGGAAACGACGCUCAAAGGCAAUCUACUCACUACUUCACAUUGUCGAUCACCUUUUGUUUACCUAUCACUUUCGCAAAUAAUAUUAGUUCAUGUGUCUGGGUCCAAGGACUAAAGGAAAUAUCCAAAUUCCGAACUGCCACCCAGCUUAGUAAAUCCCUUCCCAUCUACUUAAAUACAUUUCUAUAGAUCCCAUUACUCUAUACCGGCAUCCUGUAUUCGACAUGCGGCUGAUGAUGAUGAUAUAGACAUUCUAAUUAAAAUCUUGUAGCUGUAAGCCGUAUGAGCUGGCGUCACAAUGAUAAUGACAGCAACUGUGACAAUACACAACUGAUGUUGCAUUACGACCGUACAUGGUUACAGGCGCGGAGUAAGGGCGCCGCACCACAAGCACCCACGCCGACCACGCCGGGCGACGCGCCCAGCAGCCCGCCGGGGGGCAGCGCGGGUGUGGCGGGGGCGGCGGGCGCGGCGCAGCGCCGGCGCGACUUCGUGUAGCGCACGGCGGCGGGCGGCGCGCCGACAGACUAGCGCGCGCCCGCCGCGCCGCCCGCGCAUGCGCACCGCACGCCGCACGCGCACCGCACGCGCACCACACGCGGCACGAAGGAAUUGGAAGCGCGUUCGUAUCGACCGAAUGCGGGACUGACACGUCCGACUGUACUGUACAUAUGUAUCCGAUACAAAUAUAGCUAUACGUUAGGGGUUCACUACGAGUAGGCACGCCGCAUUACGCUUACUUGUCGCCGCUCCGUCGCCGCCGCGUCGUCGCUGCCGAGCCCCAGCCGCUUGUAACCUACACCUGAGACAUUGAUGUAACAGAUAGAUACUGUAUUUUUUAAAUAUUACACUACAAUUAAACUUUAUAAAGUUUGAACUACACAGAGACGUGCCCACACCGCUGGUGAUGACACCAGCACCACUCGAUCAAUUUUACGGGUAACCUUUAGGAAUAAAUUCGACCAAAACAUAAUAAUAUGAAAUUCUGAGAAGCUAACGGGGCAACUGGCAAUUAGAGUAGGAUAUAAUUAUGAAUUUUACCCAACUAUCUAUAGAGUUGGAUGUCGGAACCGCUAGCGGCUAGUGUCCCAUGAUGCUCGACUACCGCAAUACAAUUAUUUUAUUUUAGGUGUAACAAAAAACAUGCGAAACUAUAAGCCCACUGUGACUUCUCUCGUAAAAUACGAUGCAUGCAUAGAAUGACACAAGAAAUAUUCUUGUUCGACACGAGUAAAGAGCUGUCCGCCGUCCACCCACGCAGACGCGAGCAGAUCCGAGCAGACCCGAGCAGGUCCGAGCAGACUCGAGCAAGUUCGGUCGCGACUACGCGGUGGCGACUGCGACGCUCGCACACACACAUGCGUGUAACGAUUUGUAAAAAUGUUUAACAUAAGUUAUUGUAUAACGUUCACUUAAAACGGGAAAUACAUUAUCACAGUUUGUUUUCACAUCGACGGAGCAUUGACACGAACGACCAAGCGUUUUAUAUUCCCAUCAUUCUUAUCACAACGCCGGCGCCGCUGUGCCGAGUGGCGCCCGAGGAUCGCGGCGGCACCGUUGCCCUGAUCGCUCCUUGUUGACGUUU
Molecule: messenger RNA, 4786 nt
Organism: Manduca sexta (tobacco hornworm)
Lineage: Eukaryota; Metazoa; Arthropoda; Insecta; Lepidoptera; Sphingidae
Gene: eag
Product: potassium voltage-gated channel protein eag
Exons: 13
Coding region: 339-3284 (981 amino acids)
Biological process (GO): potassium ion transmembrane transport; regulation of membrane potential
Cellular component (GO): membrane
Molecular function (GO): voltage-gated potassium channel activity
Source: RefSeq, a predicted model, not a curated record